This is a messenger RNA of Epinephelus moara (kelp grouper), 1728 nucleotides long. RefSeq names its product cysteine sulfinic acid decarboxylase (gene csad). The coding region runs from base 201 to 1727 and encodes 508 amino acids. Gene Ontology annotation, cellular component: cytoplasm. NCBI's taxonomy places the organism in Eukaryota, Metazoa, Chordata, Actinopteri, Perciformes, Serranidae. Gene Ontology annotation, molecular function: sulfinoalanine decarboxylase activity; pyridoxal phosphate binding. Gene Ontology annotation, biological process: carboxylic acid metabolic process. The record is from RefSeq and is a predicted model, not a curated record. The transcript is spliced from 15 exons.
UUUCGUUGCAUUGGGCAUUUCCCCUUGAUCUUUGUGCUUCUACCUAAAACACAUUAAGUAACUUACUGUGGGACAAAGGUUGACUCCCUCCCACUUCUAUUGUACCUCACCCUGCCUUUGCUCUGUAGCCAUUUUCCUACUGUCUGCCUUGUCAGCACAGCCAAAUAAAGGGGGAAGAGAUUUGCCAACUUAUCAGAGGCAUGGAUAUGGCAGACAUGCGUCCAUUUUCAGCAGAUGAGCAGGGACCAGCGAAUCACCGUGACCUAAAUGAGCCACUAAUCGACCACUCAGAGGGCCAACACUUCCUGAAUGAAGCCUUCAAAAUAAUUAUAGAGGAGGUGCUCUGCAAGGGCACAGACGUCAAGCAAAAGGUAUGUGAGUGGAAGGAGCCGGAGGAGCUGGCUGUGCUGCUGGAUCUGGAGCUGAGGCCGACGGGAGAGCCACAACAGCGGCUCCUGCAGAGAGUUAAAGAUGUCGCCAAGUACAGCAUCAAGACAAGUCAUCCUCGUUUUUUUAAUCAGCAGUUUGCAGGAGUGGACUAUCACGCCCUGGCUGGACGAUUCGUCACUGAGGCUCUCAACACUAACCUCUUCACAUAUGAGGUGGCCCCGGUGUUUGUGCUGAUGGAGAUGGAGGUGCUGAGAGGGCUGCGGCAGCUGGUUGGCUGGACAGAAGGUGAUGGUCUUUUCUGUCCUGGGGGGUCUACCUCUAACAUGUACGCUAUUAACCUCGCACGCUACCGACUCUUCCCAGAGGUCAAAAGUCAGGGGCUGUGGGGUCUCCCACGACUUACCAUCUUUACAUCUCCAGAGAGCCAUUACUCUGUGAAGAAAGGGGCUGCCUUUCUGGGCAUUGGGACAGAGAAUGUCGUCAUGGUGAACGUGGAUGAUGGAGGCCGCAUGAUUCCAGAGGACCUGGAUGAAAAGAUAAAACUGUCAAAAUCUCAGGGUGCAGUGCCCUUCCUUGUAAGCUGCACAUCAGGGACCACAGUGCAGGGUGCAUUUGACCCACUGGACCGCGUAGCUGAUGUCUGUGAGAAACACAAGCUCUGGAUGCACGUAGACGCUGCCUGGGGAGGGAGUGUGCUCUUCUCCAAGCAACACAGACAUUUGAUGAAAGGGGUUGACAGAGCAAAUUCAGUAGCCUGGAAUCCACACAAGAUGCUGGUGGCCGGCCUGCAGUGUUCUGCCCUGCUGCUACAGGAUACCACGAACUUGUUGAAGAAGUGCCACAGUGCCAACGCCACAUACCUCUUCCAGCAAGACAAAUUCUAUGAUGUGAACCUAGACGUGGGGGAUAAGUCGGUGCAGUGCAGCCGCAAGGUCGACUGUCUGAAGUUGUGGUUGAUGUGGAAAGCUGUUGGCUCCACUGGCUUAGCCCAGCGUGUGGACAAAGCUUUUGUUCACACAAGGUAUCUGGUGGAGCAGAUGAAGAAAAGAGAAGGGUUUCAUCUUUUGCGUGAUCCAGAGUUUGUGAAUGUAUGCUUCUGGUUCAUACCACCCAGUCUGAGGGGGAAGGAAGGAGAUGCAGAUUACCAGGACAAACUGGCAAAAGUAGCUCCGGUAAUCAAGGAGCGCAUGAUGAAACAAGGCACUAUGAUGGUGGGCUACCAACCUUUGGGAAACAAGGUCAACUUUUUCCGUGUUGUUGUUUUGUCUCCGCUGAUUUCGCAGAAAGAUAUGGACUUCUUCCUUGAUGAAACUGAAAGACUGGGAAACGACUUGUGAA